Messenger RNA from Cylicostephanus goldi, 405 nucleotides. The record is from the annotation of a GenBank genome assembly. Lineage: Eukaryota; Metazoa; Nematoda; Chromadorea; Rhabditida; Strongylidae.
GAUGAAGUCGUCGAUGUUGACGACAGCACGGUCGAUUCAGCUGAUGUGGUCAUGGCGGAGUUGGAUGGAGUACGAUCGGCUGACCCAAAUGAGAUAUCUAUGCUAGUAGACAUGUUUUAUCUACCAUUUGAAUGCGGCAAGCGUGCUAUGAACCUCUUGGAGCAGUUUUCAUGGCUCUACGCCAAUGCUAUAGUUAUGCGAGGGACCAGUGCACCUGAAGAUACCCAACCUGUCACUCAAGAUGAGUGGCGCAGACGGUUGAAGGUGUUCCAGGAUAGCGUUCAAGUUGUAAAUAAUUUCUUCAAAUAUAUUGUGGAUUGUCCCAAUAAGGCAAGUAUAGCACGAUGGAUGAAUGAAGGAUAUUUGACUGCUCGACCAGGUUCGUUCUUUCCUGAUCUCAGGUGA